This is a messenger RNA of Punctularia strigosozonata HHB-11173 SS5, 1267 nucleotides long. RefSeq lists its product as uncharacterized. The record is from RefSeq and is a predicted model, not a curated record. The coding region runs from base 1 to 942 and encodes 313 amino acids. The transcript has 2 exons. NCBI's taxonomy places the organism in Eukaryota, Fungi, Basidiomycota, Agaricomycetes, Corticiales, Punctulariaceae. Gene Ontology annotation, molecular function: protein binding.
AUGGCCUACCGUCAUUAUGAAGACCUGUGGUUUGAAGAUAGAAACGUCAUACUGGAAGCUGGAGGAGUCGUUUUCCGUCUGUAUCGCGGCAUCUUGGCCCGCAACUCGCCCAUAUGGGCCGAUCUGUUCGCCGUACCGCAACCGCUCGCAGAUGCAGAGUCAUACGACGAAUGUCCCAUUGUACAUUUGCACGACGACGUGGAUGAUCUAAGAUACUUUCUGCACGCCAUCAACGAUGUGAGUUUCUACCGCAGUGACAUCGCUACACCAUAUCCAGUCGUCGCGGGCAUACUGCGGCUUGCCUCCAAAUACGCCGUCUCGUUCCUGCGCGAGCGAUGCAUAGCCCACCUGUCCUUGUCGUAUCCGAGUUCGCUAUCGGACUGGAAAGUUCGCGAGAGGCAACAGGAUCGAGCGGUGACCGACAUACCCGCGCACGCCAUCGUCAAUCUUGCGAGGGAGGUCAACGCGCUAUCGCUCCUUCCUACCGCUUUAUACUGCUACUGCGCUGCCACUUCCCUCGAAGACAUCGUGAACGGUCAGAUGCUCGCGGAUGGUACCGUUGCGACCGUCAACGACAGGGACCGACGAUCCUGCAUCCUCGGAAGGGUGAAUUUGGGCCAUAGGCAGCGGCUGCAGAUGCUUGGCGCACUCUCAACCUGUCCAGACGGUUGGCCGGGGUGCUCGACCCCGUCACAUUGCCAGCCAGGCCAGUGGAGAAUGCUUGCCCGGCUGUGGAGCCUGCCGGAGGAGGAGGGUUUAAGCUGCCGGGUGCUUAUCGACAUCGGCUCCGUCAAAGAGGCCAAAUCGGCCACGGGGUGGUGCGACAAGUGCUGUCGAUACUGGAUCUCGCGCAUGCUGGACGCCCAGACGAGAAUUUGGGCCGACCUUCCGUCCAUAUUCGACCUUCCUCCCUGGGAUGUGCUGCUCGCCAGCCAGGAAUGAACGAACAUCCACUCGCCUCCCCUCGCCUCCCUCGUUUAUUCGCAUCUUUCGUUCACCGCCUUUGCGGUUCAUAUUUCCAUGCUAUCGUCACCCCGUUCGCGUUUUUCGACCCUGAAGCUCCUGCGUUGUGUGCGUCGUUCCAACUCUGCUAUCGUCGUGCGGUCUGCUCGCAUUCUGCACGCCUUUGAUAGCCCGGGAGGGGCUGGUCGGACGGGGUAUGCGACGGUUGUUCGUGACUCCCCGAUCCAUAUUUCUUCUCCGGCAGGCCAUUCUGGGCCGGUAUUCAUUUGUUUGUCUUUUAAACGCUUUCAAUGCGAUGGACAGG